ACUACGGGUUUCGAGAACAGCUGACCGACAAGAAGAACGAGGAUUAGAUUCGAUGAAUUGCGAUACGCAUAGUGAUAAUAUGGGUGAUUACUUGUUGGAUCUUCAUGGUACUGAAAGUGUAGCGACUUUUUCAAAUGCAAGAAAGAGCAGUGCUAAAAGUGUUAAUUCGAAAGACACGCAAGUGAUGAGUUGUUCUGGACGAACGCAAGGAGAUGGUAUGGAAAAUGUUGAGACUGACAAGGUUGAAAUUAAACAAGCCAAAGUUCGUCUUGGUGAUACACUCAUAUAUCACCCUAUGAAUUUGAAACAAUUUAAUUCUACGCCUCCAGUUGCUCCUACUGGAACCAUAGUUAAUAUUACACCAAAGUGCGUAAUGCAAGUCAAGAAAGAAAAACAUAUUCUUAGUUCACUUAAAUCCAAGGAACCAAAGUUCAUUCCCUAUGAACCUUACAAGGCUGCUGUUAAUCCAAUUGUUCCGUAUGAAAAAAAACAAAGAAAGUCUUCAAGGAAUAAUUUAGAUAUUAAUGUAAUGGUGUCUCAAAUGGCUAUGUUGAAAACUGAUGAAGUAGGGGCCAAGUUUAAUAAAGAAGUUGAAAAGGAAGAACGAGAUGACAAGUGUUCCAAUGAGUGGAUACAACAGAAAAAAGCUUAUGAGACUGAAAUUCAAAAAUUGAAGGAAGAAAAUACUCAAUUGGAGAGUCAACUAAAAUUUCAGGCUCAGGUAAACGGGGAAUUAAAAAAUUUGCUAGUAGCAGCUGUUGGAGAGGAUCUUGAAACUAAGGUUCAUUUACUCACGGAAGAUAAAUUGCAAUUGGCCAGAGCACUUUUAAAUUCUGCACAACAUCUCAGUACUCACCAGGAACAAACCGAAUGGUUAGCUGGUCAGUGUGAGGUGUGGAGAAGUAAAUUUUUAGCUAGUAGUUUAAUGGUAGAAGAACUUGCUAGAUGGAAAGCUGCUCUUUGUCAAAGAACGACAGAUCUUCAGGAAGCUAUUAAACGUCUUCUGGAAGAACGUAGUAAAGUUAGGGACACAUCUUUAAGAACCUAUAGGAUACUAAGUAUUCUAAGGGAGAAUUUCGACUCUGUAGCAACUGUAUCUAAUAAACGUCACGAAUUGCCCAGUACAAAUAUCAUCGGCCUAACAGAAGGCUGUUGUCAACUUGCUGAAAUACUCAAGGUACAACUUCUCAGUGGAAUGGAUAAAGUUCACCUACGCAAGGAAAUUAAUAUCACUGGUCUGGAUAUGAAAACUCUUGCCGAAAGAAAUGCAGAGCAGCUGCUCAUGAGUCCAAAUCUUUUGAUGUCUGGGAGACAAGACGCCGCUUGCAGUGCAGUAAUGGGUGCUGCAGUUGCUGUUGGUGGCCAAAUGUUACUUCCAUCAAGACUCAAUAUUCCCAACAUAGCCUGCUGCCCUCAUUGCAGUGGAGAAGUGAAACAAAUCUAAGGUAUGGUCAGAAUUUAUGAGCGAAUAUUUUUUUACCACUUGAGUCUAGGCAAUAUUUAAUGUACCAAUGUAAAACAUACUGCCUUAACACGUAGAGCAACUAUUGAGCAAAUGUUAAAUGACAUUUUAUUUUUUUUUUUUUUUUAUUAUGCAUUCGAAGUGAUAUCAAAAAUCACAAAUUCCAGCUGUAACUACCAGAUUGGUCAAAGGUUACAGGUUAAUAAUCAAAGUAGUAAAAAAUAACAUUAUUUAAAUAUUAUAGACAACAUUUUAAUAGCGUACAUUCACAUGUGUGUGUAUGUAAAUUGAUUAAUGAAAAACUUUUUACAAAUAGACGGCUAAGGAGUAACUCGUUAUACAUAUAUAUAGUCGUGGAUGAUUAUUAAAUAUACGAACAAUAUAAUAAAUUA
Molecule: messenger RNA, 1854 nt
Organism: Cephus cinctus (wheat stem sawfly)
Lineage: Eukaryota; Metazoa; Arthropoda; Insecta; Hymenoptera; Cephidae
Product: golgin-45
Exons: 6
Coding region: 53-1444 (463 amino acids)
Biological process (GO): Golgi to plasma membrane protein transport; Golgi organization
Cellular component (GO): Golgi membrane
Source: RefSeq, a predicted model, not a curated record